Molecule: messenger RNA, 3213 nt
Organism: Exophiala spinifera
Lineage: Eukaryota; Fungi; Ascomycota; Eurotiomycetes; Chaetothyriales; Herpotrichiellaceae
Product: translation initiation factor aIF-2
Exons: 2
Coding region: 1-3213 (1070 amino acids)
Molecular function (GO): GTPase activity; translation initiation factor activity; GTP binding
Source: RefSeq, a predicted model, not a curated record
AUGGCGCCGAAGAAGAAGGGAGGCAAGAAGCAGGCGGACGAUUGGGAUGCCGACAUGGGUGAGACCAUCGAUCCCAUCGCCCAAGCCACUGCGGAUGCCAAAAAGGCAGAAGCGACUGAGGAUGCCGCUGAGGAGGAAGUCAACGCAGGCGGCUUGAUGGCUGCACUCAGAAAAAACAGAGACAAACGUGCAAAGAAGGGCAAACCCGUCAACGACUUUGUUGAAGGCGAAGACGCCGAUGGUGCUGCUCCCACCCCGCCUGCCGAAGACUUCGCUGCUAAGGCUCCAGCCGAAGCCACGCUCGACGACGAGGAUGAUGUUUUCGCUGGAAAUGCGAAGAAGACCAAAGGUAACAAGAAGCAAGCCGAUGAUGGAGACGAUGGCGAGGGAGGAGGCGUCAAGUCAAAGAAAGAAAAGGAGCGAGAGAAGAAAGAGCGAGAGAAGCAGCGCAAGAAGGAACAAGCCGCCAAAAAGAAGACCACGGCACCGACCCCUGCGCCGAAGGCUGAGGAAGUGAAGCCUGUGGAAGAAAAGAAGCCCGAAGUUGCAGCAGAGACAGAUAAGGCUGGUAAAAAGAAAAAGGUUCCUGCCCACCUGGCAGCCAUUCAAAAGCAGCAGGAAGCUCUUGCACGACAGAGAGAAGAGGAAGCCAGACUCGAGGCUGAAGAGAAAGCUUUGGAAGCGGAACGACUACGAAAAGAAGCUGAGGAGGAGGCCAAGAAAGCCGAAGCUAGACAGCGAAAGAAGGAGAAGGAGAAGGAGAAGAAGGAGCAACUCCGAAAGGAAGGCAAGUUGCUAUCUGAGGCAGACAAGAAGCGCAAACAGCAGCAAGAACUCCGCUUGCAACAGAUGCUAGAAGCGGGGGUCAAAGUCGCGGGUCUGAGUGAAACAACGGAAGAGAAAAAGAAGCCUGCCUUUGACAAGAAGCGCAAAGGGCCAAAGAAAGAGGAAGUUGACCUGGAGGCUGCCGCAGAGAAAGCCAGACAAGAAGCUGAAGCUGCAGCAGCUGAACGCGAGAGACUUGCAAAGGAGGCCGAAGCGGCCGCCGCCGCUGCCGAAGCUGCAAACGCGGGAAAUGAUGAAGAGUCUGAGCUUGACGACUGGGAAAAGGCCGCGGAUGAAGACGUCAAGGACAGCUGGGAUGCUGAUUCAGAUGAGGAACCGGCCAAGCCGACAGUCAACGGUAAUGCGAAAGCUGCAAUUAAUGGUGCAGCCACUAAACCAUCAAAAAGUUCAACAUUGCCACUGCGAGAUGGACCCCCGCCUAAAGAGAGACCAAUUGAGUCAGACACGUCCGAUGAGGACUCCUCGGAUGACGAAGAACAGACUUCCAAUCAGCGAGCGAUUGCUCAAAGAAAAGCAGAGGCUGCUGCUCGUCGGCAAAAAGCACAUGAAGAAGCGCUUGCAGCGCGGUCCAAAGACAACCUGCGAUCACCUAUCUGCUGUAUUCUCGGUCACGUCGAUACUGGCAAGACGAAGUUGCUUGAUAAGAUUCGACAGACAAACGUCCAGGAGGGCGAAGCUGGUGGCAUUACGCAACAGAUUGGCGCUACUUAUUUCCCUGUUGAAGCCCUACAACAGAAAACGGCUGUCGUCAACAAGGACGGCAAGUUUGAAUUCAAAGUGCCGGGUCUUCUUGUCAUCGAUACCCCUGGUCACGAGUCUUUCUCCAAUCUGCGUUCUCGUGGUUCUUCACUUUGCAACAUUGCCAUCCUAGUGGUCGAUAUUAUGCACGGUCUCGAGCCUCAGACCAUUGAAUCCAUGAACCUUCUCAGAGAACGCAAGAUCCCGUUCAUUGUCGCGCUCAACAAGAUUGAUCGUUUGUACGGUUGGAAGAAGAUCGAUAACAAUGGUUUCCAGGAAAGCUUGGCGAUGCAGAACAAGGGCGUCGUCAACGAAUUUAAGGACCGACUUGACAAGACCAAGCUUGCCUUUGCUGAGCAAGGAUUCAAUGCUGAGCUCUACUACGAAAACAAAGACAUGAGAAGAUUUGUGUCGCUGGUUCCCACCUCGGCGCAUACCGGCGAAGGUAUCCCUGAUAUGCUGAAGCUUUUGGUUACUCUGACCCAAGAACGUAUGACUUCCAGUCUUAUGUAUCUAUCUGAAGUUGAGGCCACCAUUCUUGAAGUUAAGGUUAUUGAAGGUCUUGGUACGACGAUCGAUGUCAUCUUAUCAAACGGUGUUCUUCGGGAAGGUGAUCGAAUAGUCUUGUGUGGUAUCAACGGACCUAUCGCCACGAACAUUCGAGCGCUAUUAACGCCUGCUCCACUUAAAGAACUCCGUCUCAAGUCAGCAUAUGUGCACAACAAGGAAGUCAAGGCUGCCCUCGGUGUCAAGAUUGCGGCCAAUGACCUGGAAGGCGCAAUUGCUGGCUCACGUCUGCUUGUGGUCGGACCUCAAGACGACGAAGAAGACUUGGAGGAUGAUGUGAUGGGUGAUCUCCAGAAACUUCUUACCGCUGUAUCCAAGGACAAUCGUGGUGUCAGCGUCCAGGCUUCAACACUGGGUUCCCUGGAAGCCUUGUUAAAGUUCUUGAAAGACAUGAAGAUCCCUGUGGCAAACAUUUCCAUCGGACCUGUUUUCAAACGCGAUGUGAUGAUGGCAGGCACGAUGCUGGAAAAGGCCAAGGAAUUCGCGGUCAUGCUCUGCUUCGAUGUUAAAGUAGACAAGGAAGCCCAACAGUACGCAGACGAGAACGGCAUCAAGAUUUUCACCGCCGACAUCAUCUACCACCUCUUUGAUGACUUCACCAAAUAUCGGAACCAGCUUGCCGAACAGCGCAAGGAGGAGAGCAAGCUCAACGCUGUAUUCCCAUGCGUUCUCCAUCCAUUGCAGGUGUUCAACAAGAAAGACCCUAUUGUUGUGGGUGUCGAUGUUGUAGACGGCAGUCUCCGACCUCUGACGCCAAUCGCUGCCGUCAGAACGAACCCUGUGACUCACGUGAAGGAAAUUGUCUCUUUGGGUAGGGUGACUACGAUUGAGCGAGAACACAAGGCGAUCCCGAUUUGCAAAAAGGGCCAGCCAGCCGUUGCGGUCAAGAUCGAAGGGCCCAACCAGCCCCUAUAUGGUCGACAACUGGACGAGAAGGACACCUUGUACUCGUUGAUCUCUCGACAGUCAAUUGACACUCUCAAGGAGUUCUAUCGAGACGAAGUAACCAAGGAAGAAUGGUCGUUGAUCAGGAAGAUGAAACCGCUAUUUGACAUCCCUUAG